AUGACGGAGAGCUCUCCGGAGCCACUGGAUGAUCUGUACGAAGAACGAGUACGUCGUCCAGUUGUAAGAUGGCAGAGUAUGAAAGAAGAUGGAAAAGAUUCAAAUGGGCUUCGAAGGACGGAGACGUUACCGGAGAUGCGACCUGGAAGACGUGGUGGAAGGAGGAGGCUUCGACCUAGGAAUAAUAAUGAUGAAGAUGGCGACUCGCACGGAUCCCUCCAACACAGUUUUCUACGUGUUCCCGUUGGACUUUCUGGUCGAUCAUCUCCAUCGGUGGCAUCAAUGGGUUCGGAACCAGAAUCUUGUAUCGACGAUACUCGAUAUAUGACAGACGAUGAUGAUGGCAUAGUAUAA
This is a messenger RNA of Caenorhabditis briggsae, 354 nucleotides long. The transcript is spliced from 3 exons. Lineage: Eukaryota; Metazoa; Nematoda; Chromadorea; Rhabditida; Rhabditidae. Bases 1 to 354 code for a protein of 117 amino acids. The record is from RefSeq and is a predicted model, not a curated record.